UGCAACUCCUUCAACAAAAGAGAACCAAGGACCCUUAGCUGAAACUGUGGAUCAAAGAAGAGAAGACUAUACUAGUCUAGAAAUGAAUGCAGAACCGAGGAAAAAGGGACAUCAAGAAAGGACAGAGAAAGCAUGAUGGCCGUGAAAAAGCUCAGUCAUUGAUUGCCUCUGAGCAUAUUCCACAGAAGCAGGAUGUGAUUACUUUAACUGUCACUGCAGAUCAAAGAAGACAAACUAAGCCGACCAUGGUAAUGACAGGUCCGUGCAAAGAAGAGACAACAACAGAAGAUGAAAGAAAGUGUUAUAGCCAUGAAAGUGUUCAGUCCUCAAUCCUCUCUGAGCCUCUUGCACAAAAGAAGGAUGUUGUCUAUUCACCAAAGAUCUCAGAUCAGAGAGGAGAAAACGUGGCAAGUGGACAUAUGACAGCAGAACCAAACUUAUAUGUGACAUCUGGAGAAGAACAGAACCAGGAUGACAGCAGCAAUAGCAGUCAGCCAUCGCUUAAACGGAAGAAGAAGACAGGGUGCAGCCCCAAGAAGGACACAGUGGAAAAACCAUCUCGUGGUAACAUUGCGGCAGCUGCUUUUGCUGUGGGGGGUGGUGCUGACGUAGAUGCUGCCAUUUCUGAUAAUGGUGGUAGAAAUGGAUUCGCCCUGCAAAAGCAUUGUGGGAAGUCUGGUAACCACCAACUUCCUGUUACAACAAAAAAGCAUGUUGGGCUGAAUAAGAAAACCUGUGAUGAAAAGAACAAGACUGUAGAACACAUGGAUGCCAUGGAUGAUCACCAGUUAUCCGAAUCAGUCUCUGAGAAUGAUGAUUUGCCUGAUUAUGACAAUAUAUUGAUGAUAGUUGACCAACUUCAAAUGAACUAUAAAGAUUCUGGAAGACAGUUGGAAAUCCAGGAUGCAGUUCAUUCAUAUAAAAUGAUAAUAGGACGUAACCAAAGUCACUCAGAGUUACUUAUAGACAAAAGUAAUAAAAUUAAAAACCAAGCUGGCGAAGUGCUAAAGAAGCCACAAGAAACAGAAAAGAGGAAAUCACAGCUCAGAUGUAAAAACGAAGAACAGCAACUAGAACUCAUUGAUGUGGGAUUGGCUGGAAAACAAGAAGCACAGCAAAGGAAUCCUCAUUAUCUCUAUGAAAAAAUUAAGAAGCAAUUAACAGAAAAAGAAGAGCAAUAUAAAAAAGAAAAACAACAACUUGAAAGGCGCCUUGGAGCACAAGAUAUGGAACUCAGGCAUCUCAGAAAUGAUAUGAAUAAGCUGCAAGAAGCACAGAAUCAAGAGGCCAAGGCUGAAGACAGUGAUGGGAUGAGGAAGGGACACCUGCAAAGGGUAGAACAAGAAAUUUUCAAGUUAAAAGAAACCAUCAAAAAGCAAGCAGAGACAUUAGAACAACUUGAGAAAAAACUAUUAAGUAAAGAUAAAAGUUUGGUAAGAACUGACAGUCUGAUACAAGCAGGUCAAGAAUUUUUUACUAAUUUCAGAGAAAUUUAUGCUACUUCAGUAAUGAACCAGCUGGAACUCAGAAUCCAAAGUCUGGAAAGCAAGAUCUCUGAAAUGAAGAUUCAAACAUGUGAUGAUGUAAUAGUGCUGGAAAACUAUAACAAACUUCAUCAAUCACAUAAACUGAGACAGACUGAAGCCCAGCUGAAGGAGGUCACUGCUCAGUUCCUCAUGCUGAUUCAGCACAACAUGUCAUUACUAAACAUGCUAAGCUCCAUACUUGCCUCGGAGUGUUGCUGUGUUGCAAGUUUUCAGAGCAGUUUGGGAAGUCUCUUUACCCAAGAGAACAUGGUGACUCCCACUUCAGGCCCACAAUCUUCAAAGCACCACAUAACAGCCAACCUGGGUGUGUCUGCAGAUGGCAAUGAAGAUUUCAAUAAAGAGCUCAUCAAGUUAGUUCUGUGUCCACAGCCUGAGCUGGAUCACACAGAGAAGAAACGCAUGGAACUAGCUAAAGAGAAAACUCUAAGCAAAAAAUGUUUCAAAUGGACAAAAACGUCAGCUGAGCGUCAAAAUGGAGAGCAGAGUUACUCUGAUGUUUCGAACACCAGGCAAUUUGAAAAGGAUAGUCCAAUUGAUUUACCAAGACAUGAGAUAAGAGAAGAAAAUCAACAAACUUUUGAUGACAUAAUAGGAAACCAUAAAGCUUCAUGCAUAAGGCCACAGAAAUCCACACUUACAAACCUGCAAACAAAAUACCCAGAAGAAUUAACUCAUCACACCUCAUAUAAAACUGAACCAAAACAAUAUGAGGAUCCUUAUCUAGAAAUGGUAAAAAUGACAAAGUCAUUAUCUCGUGAACAACUAAAGUCUAAGGACACGAAUGAGGCCAUGAGGAAUAACUUUGAGAAAAUGAAGCUUUAUGGUUCUGCACUGAAUAUGUACGCAACGAGCCCUGCUCCGGGGUUUGCAGCUGGCCAUCCCCGCAACAGUAGGAAACGCAGCGGAAGCUUCAUUCAAGAAGAACCAUUGGUCCCAGACUCUAGGCCACUGCACUUUGUGGAGAGUCUGGGCAGCUAUCUGGGCAGGACAUGGCAGCAAUUGUACAAUGAUUACUACUAAAGAAGACAAAGAAGAUGUAUUACCGAAACGUACAAAUGAAGUUUAAUCAGUUCUGAAACAAAUUACCAUAAAUAAUAAAUGGCUUCAGUUUCCUUUGUUCAGCUAAUAAAUACAACAUUCAAUAUUUUUGUUGCAUACAUAAA
Molecule: messenger RNA, 2710 nt
Organism: Peromyscus leucopus (white-footed mouse)
Lineage: Eukaryota; Metazoa; Chordata; Mammalia; Rodentia; Cricetidae
Product: ankyrin repeat domain-containing protein 26-like
Source: RefSeq, a predicted model, not a curated record